GCUCUAUCUUUCAGCGAGAUCUUCGAGAUCCCUUGAAUUUUAAAAUUCCUCGAGAAGACGUGAAAAUCGAUUUAGGCGGCCAAUAAUCGAUUUGUGGUCUAUGCUCGAACUGUUUCAAAGAUUGAACCAACAUUUAGGUCGUUUUCAAGGCACACUUUUCAAAUACAAUUUUUGUUCAGAAUAUUUCUAACGAUAAACGUUCGUUUGAAACGCAUACCAGCAACACACAUCGCAGGUACGUAGGAUGUUAUGUGUGUACUCGUACAGUCGUACAUCAUGCAAAGUACAUACAUCUGACGAGUAAAUUAAACACAUUUGAUGUUUGCUCGAUCGACGGUAGCGGCGAAGUUUUCGUAAAAUUUGAGUAUUCCAUCAGUUGCUUGUAGCGACUUGUUUAUGUAUUCUACCUAAAGCUGUAUUCAUCUAUGAAAAUAUUACGACAGAUUUAUGAUUAUUGCGAUGAUUUCAUUUCGCAUUGCCACACAUCGAAUGAUCGUUGAAAAUUGAUAUAAGCUUAAAAUAAUCAGAAAUCCUACAUUGAACAUUCAGUUCACACAGACCAUUAUUUCUAUUGAGAAUCAACGAUGUAUUCCCGUAACUUUGCAAUGAACUUGGUACACAUUUCACUAGCCAGUUGGACGAUUUUUAAGCUCGUCCAAGAAGCUGUCUCAUUGAAGGAAGCUGUGAUGCUCCGAGAGUACCAAGGAAUCCCAUUAGCAGUGAUAAAAAAGAACAACUCGUCUCUACAACUUGCGAUACCUCACGUAUAUAAACCAAGCACAUAUCACCCGUAUGUCAGUUAUAGUUACGAUGAUUCCGAAGACGAAAAUGGCCCUAAAGAAGAAAUGAUGAUUGCGUGCCCCGCACAAGGAGAAAAACAAUUACAAGUGGAAAAGGAUUGGAAAACUCGUGUUUUGACCACUAAAGAAAGUACGCUACUUUUUCUGUACGAGUACACAAACCGAGACGCGUUGUGCAGUUCGCGAAAGUUCCAACCCUCGAUUAAUAAAGUUGAAGAAAACAGUGAUGAUCUCGUAAACCAUUGCAACCAAUUGGAUGCAGACAUGUAUGAAGUCGGAUAUCCGGUAUCAAACGACGAUGAAGGAAAGGAUAUCAAGUUUUUAUCCACGUAUAAAAUAUGCUAUUCAAACAUCGAAGACAAAGAAGCUACACUAUACUCGAUUCACCGUAUCGAAUCACCGGAUCUGUUGUUUAUGGGUAUAAUAAGAGAACCUAAUGAACAUGCAACAUAUAGGUUUUGGCACUAUCACGAAUCGAUUUUGGAUUCCAAUUUGAGCACUAUAGAUUCUAUUUUGGACAUGAAGAACUAUAAAUAUCAGUUUGUGGGACUUGAUGAUAUGCCAAGUGAUCCGUGGAAACGGACAACUUACUUUCUUUUCAACUAUACUGCCAUCACUAGAAAUAAAGAUUUAUUCAAAGGCGUGAUAAGAGUUGAUUGGUACAUUAGACUAUACAGUUAUAAAAAAAACAUGCCGUUGAAUUUGUACUCAGGUACGCGUCAAAAAGUGAUACAAGAUGCUCCACCUGUUGAUUCGUUUUGGAGAGUUAUUUUGGAUGAUGCCGGUAACGCCAUCAUUUUAGUAACGCAGCACACUCAAAAGAAAUGCGACCAAGAUUAUUUAUGCGAAAAAAACCGUCAAGUAAAAACAUACGAGGCUGGGGGCUGCAUAUACACCUGUUCGCUUGAAACGAAUGAAAAUCUACUCAGAGAACUAGGUUUGUCGUUCUUGAAGAUCAAUGGAGACUUGGAUUUUACACUACAAACAGAUGAAACUGAGGUAGCGACUGCAGAGGGACCUGAGACUUCGAAUACAAAACCCACUCACACCACUGGAAUUAUCGAAUUCUUGGACAAUGAAAGUUUCAAGGAUGCUCUGUUAAACAUUGAUAAGAAAAUUUUAAAAAUUGCGGGUUUUCGAGAUGAAUCAUCCUGGUAGUGAUAUUGUAGAUUAGGACUUCAAAAUGCGCUUUAAGGUACAGUGGGGUAAUUGCAAAGCACUUUUUGAUUAGUAACACUUUGAGAGGGCUCCGUGAAAUUUGUGCCACUUAUACUGCAGCCCGGGGUUCUCUAUCAAUGGUAAACUUUUGGUAAAAUUUUGUCCACAAAUCGUGGAGAAAAUUGCAAUUUUAAAAUUUGAGAAUCGACUUUUGCAUUUACCCCAUGUUUGGGUAAAUGCAAAAGUGGGCAAUAUUUUUUACAUUUUUUUAUUUUUUGCAUUUUCAACACACUCACUGUAUUCUAUGUACGUGUCAUUUGCUAACUUUUGAUGUAUUCGUGGUCUUGAUUCAGUAAAAAAUUCGAUAACUUUUCCACUUCCCAAAAAAAUUUUUAGGGGAGUGAAAAAAUGUUGAAAAAUUACUUUUUUUCAAACUCGCUAAAAUGAACAAAAAAUCAACUAUUGAUCAUUUCUGAUGUUUUUUAUGUAAAAAAACUCGUCAUAGAAAAGAAACACAUUUUUCGCCAAAUAUAUUAGUAAAACGUUAAAAAGGAGCAAUAAUGUUAAAAUUCAGUAAAAUUGUUAAUCACUUCCCUAACAUGUAACUCAUUCAAAAAAUUAAAAUCAAAAUACGCCUUUAUUCUGAAUUAGUUGUGUACAAAGCAAUAACAUAGAAAAAUACAAAAAUAAAGUACAUAGCAAAAAAUGAUAAUAGAAAUAAAAAAUGCACACAAAUGCAUCAGAAGAUUUUUUCUGGGGUACUUGCAAAAACGCAAUUUACGGCCAAAAUUUUAAAAAAAUUUCAAAUUGCGAUAUCUUACCUCAAACUUUAAUCUUUCAUGACCCUAAAUCGUGAAAAUUUCAGAUAAAUCGACAGUUUUUUCUAUUUUACAUACAUUUUUUUAAAAAACACCUCUUACUUUACUUAUGAGUGGUUUCAACAUGCUUUAAUAAAUGUGUUUACUACGGAGUGACAAGUUGAACCCCGCGAGUUGUGACCAAGUGAUGAGGUCACAAUUUUGCAAUUACCCCACUCUACCUUACAUAUUAAUUUUAUGUUAUUAAUAUUUGUGUUACGUUUAUGUAUUCAAUAAGCUGUUACAUUCACUUUUCGUUUUUGUUUUCAAUCAAUAUUAGAAUAAAUUUGUUUCAGGUUA
Planococcus citri (citrus mealybug) is the source of this 3115-nucleotide messenger RNA. RefSeq lists its product as uncharacterized. Lineage: Eukaryota; Metazoa; Arthropoda; Insecta; Hemiptera; Pseudococcidae. The transcript has 6 exons. The coding region runs from base 585 to 1958 and encodes 457 amino acids. The record is from RefSeq and is a predicted model, not a curated record.